UAGUGCACUGUACACAGACCGACCAAUCCAUUAGACAAUUCGAAAACGGUUUCGUGAAUUGAUGUCGGUUCACCUAAAUUUUCUCUUCGCAAUAAAAAGUGGGGUCCGAACGAACUUCCAUUGCAUGGGAGUGAACUCUAUAUAAGACCAACGCCAACUUCAGAUAAAGGCACAUCCUUCACGACCACAUAAGCAAUUAAUUAAGCACUCUAAAACAUAUCUUUAUUUCCUUGUCUACAUAUCUUGAAAAACUCAAUCAUGGCUAGUGUUUCUUCGGUUUUAGCUCCAUUUAGAAGGCUUGAUGGGAAGGUGGCGAUUAUCACUGGUGGUGCGAGUGGUCUAGGUGCAGCCACUGCAAGACUCUUCUCUAAGCAUGGAGCAUAUGUAGUCAUAGCUGAUAUUCAAGACGACUUGGGUCUCUCUGUUGCCAAAGAGUUAGAAUCUGCUUCCUAUGUCCAUUGCGAUGUGACAAAGGAAGAGGACGUUGAAAACUGCGUGAACACAACGGUUUCCAAGUAUGGCAAAUUAGAUAUCAUGUUUAACAAUGCAGGUGUAUCUGAUGAGAUCAAAACAAGCAUUCUUGACAACAACAAGUCUGAUUUUGAGAGAGUGAUAAGUGUUAACUUGGUUGGUCCUUUUCUGGGAACAAAGCAUGCUGCAAGGGUCAUGAUUCCUGCUAAAAAGGGAUGCAUAAUCAACACAGCUAGUGUUGCUGGAUGCAUAGGUGGAGGUGCUACACAUGCCUACACAAGUUCAAAGCACGCACUAAUUGGACUGACAAAAAACACUGCGGUGGAGCUUGGACAACAUGGUAUUAGGGUAAAUUGUUUGUCCCCUUAUCUUGUUGUCACACCGUUAAGUAAGAAAUAUUUCAAUAUUGAUGAAGACAAAAUUCGUGAGAUAUAUUCAAACCUAAAAGGUGCUCAUCUUGUGCCUAACGAUGUGGCCGAAGCUGCUCUUUACUUGGCAGGUGAUGAGUCCAAGUAUGUUAGUGGUCACAAUCUUGUGAUAGAUGGAGGGUACACUGAUGUAAAUGCAGGAUUUACCGUGUUUGGGCAGUCUCAGUAAAAAUUGUAGCUGUGUCUUCAAAGUUAAAUCAUUAUUGUUGGUGUUUGAAGUGUCUGUGUUUCGAUGGCCCUGUAGUUCAGAAACUUGAGCUGUUAGCAUGUGUGAAGAAAAAGAAGGCAAAUUAAUACAGGGUGAUAUGAUACCUGCCUUACUGAUUAUCGUGGAUGUGUGUGAAGUGUCUGUAUUCGUGCUGUUUUGGCUUUCGUGACUCUGUUUCGAUUGCUUUGAAGUUCAAAAACUUUAUAGGAUUAUAUUAAUAUAUAUGCCUCACUCUUAGCUAGCA
Molecule: messenger RNA, 1351 nt
Organism: Glycine soja
Lineage: Eukaryota; Viridiplantae; Streptophyta; Magnoliopsida; Fabales; Fabaceae
Product: secoisolariciresinol dehydrogenase-like
Exons: 2
Coding region: 259-1068 (269 amino acids)
Molecular function (GO): oxidoreductase activity, acting on the CH-OH group of donors, NAD or NADP as acceptor
Source: RefSeq, a predicted model, not a curated record